Molecule: messenger RNA, 1139 nt
Organism: Paramecium octaurelia
Lineage: Eukaryota; Ciliophora; Oligohymenophorea; Peniculida; Parameciidae
Source: the annotation of a GenBank genome assembly
AUGUUGUAAUUUAGGUUUAUCCUAUCCAGAGUUAUUGAAGUCGUUUAAUAUUGCCGGAUUGUUCUUCGCUUAGAAAGUAAAGUCUAAAUUAAAAGGAAAUUCAAGAAUUUUAGGUUCAAACUUGAAAAUACAAAAUAGUUGUAUGAAAAUAGCAUUUAUUAAGGCUUUUAGAAUUCAGGUAAGCAGUACAAAGGUUAUAAUAAUAGAAUUUGAUACAUUUCUUUUUAAAUUAAAACAAAAGAACUAUUUACUAUAAAAGGUUUGAAGAGAAGCUUGAAUAGAAAAAAAGAAUUUACGAUUAAAAAUAAUAGCAUCUCUAAUAGCACCAGUUAGUUUGCCGAAAAGUAGAAAAGAGAAGUCGGUAGAUUUAUGAUUUGAAGAAGGUCAAAAUAAGAGCGUCAGAAUUUUAUAAAAUUUCAGCUAUGAACUACUAAAUUGAUAUUGUUAUUGGGAACACUUGCUUGAAUCCUCUAUCUCAGCUAAAGAAUUUUGGUAUUUAUAUUAGAAUAUUGAUAAAUACUAUCAUCUUACCACACUGCAGGAGAUUGAAGGAUUUCUAAAUGAAUUUAAUUUUCAGAAAGAGUAUUUUCCUAUAUCAAGCCAAUUCGAGUGAAAAGGUUAUUUAACAAAAAACACCAGAAAUAGCAAUAGUGAUUCAGUUUCAUAGAUAGAGAAAAUCUUCAUCAAUCAAUAAGUAAUUUUUCUGGAAUUUUCUUCUUUCCCCAAAGUUGCUUUAGAUCAUUUGUUCAAUCAAAGUAAAUGCAACUUCCAUAAAAUCAAUUUUCGACAUUUAUUCUAACGCGUAGUUUAAUUCUGUCCAAGUUUACAUGCAUUGCUAGAAACUAGAAUCAUAGCUUCUAAUAGGUUUAUGUCCUUUGAAAUAAGUAUGUCAAUACAGGCAGCAAAGCAAUGUCAACUACUCAAUCCAGUUUUAAGCCAAGCUAUAGCUCUUUGACACAGGAAGAUCUACAGUCCAUUGUAGUCUACUCUGGGAGCAGAAAAAUUUCGAAGUUACUAAGAUUAAUAUUGGGGAAAGGCAAUUGCUGAAAGAGGAUAGGCAAGAGAGAUAGAUGUUUGAUCAACCCUAGCAGCCAAAUUAUAUUAAUAGAUAUAUCUUGGAUUUGAAGCAACAAAAAUGA